Messenger RNA from Sipha flava (yellow sugarcane aphid), 561 nucleotides. RefSeq lists its product as uncharacterized. Lineage: Eukaryota; Metazoa; Arthropoda; Insecta; Hemiptera; Aphididae. Bases 1 to 561 code for a protein of 186 amino acids. The record is from RefSeq and is a predicted model, not a curated record. The transcript has a single exon.
AUGUUAGUAGUGCCGAAGAUUACGAACGAUAUACCUGCGAAACACAUAUAUAAUACGGGUCAAGUACCGCAGAACGUAAGUUUAGCUGACCCACUAUUCUGGUUUCCACAGAAAGUUGAUUUAUUAAUAGGCGCGACACAUUUUUACGAUUUAUUGAGUGAACGUCGAAUUAAACCUGCACCAAACGGGCCAAUAUUUCAAGAGACAAAACUCGGAUGGGUAGUAUCGGGACCUACACAAAUGUACAAUCACAAGGUUGAACCGUUAAGUAACAGUAUAUGUCACACUGCGUUGAUACAUACCAACUUGAUAUUAGAAAAUAUGUUACCACGAUUUUGGCGUGUAGAAGAAUUUGAAGGAGAUAACACCUAUACUAUUGAAGAAAAGACAUGCAAAAGUUUUUUUGACAAAACGGUGAUAAGAGAACCAGAUGGUCGAUUUACCGUACAUUUACCAUUUCGUGAAAAUUCAUUACGCUUAGGCGAUUCCUACAAUAUCGCUAAACGUCGUCUAUUAAACCUGGAAAGUCGUUUUGCAAACAACGCAAGAUUAAAAAAAUGA